Messenger RNA from Verticillium dahliae VdLs.17, 687 nucleotides. RefSeq lists its product as uncharacterized. The transcript has a single exon. The coding region runs from base 149 to 601 and encodes 150 amino acids. NCBI's taxonomy places the organism in Eukaryota, Fungi, Ascomycota, Sordariomycetes, Glomerellales, Plectosphaerellaceae. The record is from RefSeq and is a predicted model, not a curated record.
GAGCUCAAUAGCGAAGUCCCUAAUCUCGCAGGUGACGAGGAGGGCUGGUUCGGAUGUACAGGUUUUCAUGCCAUUGUGAACUGUAUAAUGACGCCAAAUAUGCUUCUACGACUACGUUGAUUUCCUGUCUAUGGCCACAGACUUAUAGAUGAUGAGCUCACGCUGUCGACAACAUCCACUCCAACAGAACAAUGUAUGCGUAGAGAUAAGGGUUAAUAAGGCUCGGCAUGCUAUCGUAUUCGUUUGUGUGAAAGCGUCAAUGAACGUCCGUCUUGUGAAGAAAAGAAUGAGCCCAAACACAGUCAAUCACAGCUGCCAUCAGGUAGCCCGUCUUAUCUUUGUAGUUUCUUUUUCCCGAAUUAUUGAAUCUACAACUUUGAAGCCUAAAUAUAUAAAGACGUUGCUAUGUGGCUAUCGUAACCCGAGCAAGGGUUUGGGAUGUCCCUUGAGCAAUACAUCGAGAAACUCCAUUGAUUCUCACGGCUGCCACAGCAAGACCGAAAAUAAGAGGAAGGGCGCCGAGAAGGGCUUGAGACUGGUCAGAGGGCGACCGCGAUUGUCCGUCAGUCCAUUCUUGUACCAGACUAACUCAAGCCCAUGACGACGGUUUAGACGCAAUAAUUCACUGGAUUGUCUUGACUCUCUAUCGACUUCAACUCAGUCCUUACGCUGUUCAUGGCGCACUCC